AUGACUCGCUUUCGAGGAUGUAUUGAUAUCCACGCUGGCCAGGUGAAACAAAUUGUUGGUGGCACCCUCAAGCAGGACGACACCACCCACGAUUCCACCACCACAGAAAACUUUGUUUCCACCCAGCCGCUGUCAUACUACGCGAAUCUCUACAAACAGAACCACGUCGAAGGGUGCCAUGUGAUCAAGCUUGGAUCGAACCCAGCCAAUGAUGCUGCGGCCAAGGAAGCCUGUGCCGCUUGGCCCGGUCACCUCCAGGUGGGCGGCGGUAUUAACAUCGACAACGCUAUCCAAUGGUUGGACGAAUACAAGGCGAGUCACGUUAUCUUGACGCUGGCGCUCUUUACCAAUAACGAGUUUGACUGGGACAAACUCAAACAGGUGUCGGCUAAAGUGGGCAAGAACCGCUUAAUCGUCGAUUUGAGUUGUCGCACGGUCGAAUCCGGAUGGGCCGUAGCCAUCAAUAAAUGGCAGACAAUCACGUCGACGAUGAUCACGCCGGAAUUCCUUGCCGACGUGGCUCAAUACUGUGACGAAUUCUUAAUCCAUGCUGCCGAUGUCGAAGGGUUAUGUCGCGGUAUUGAUGAGACGUUGGUGACGAAAUUGGGCGAGUGGUGUCCGGAAGGGUUUGCCGGUAAAAUCGUCUACGCUGGUGGCGCCAACAGCGUUGACAAUCUUGCCACCGUGGACCGGCUAAGUCAGGGUAAAGUUGAUCUUACCUACGGGUCGGCACUUGACAUUUUUGGCGGUAAACUCGUCAAGUUCGCCGAUGUGGUGGCGUGGAACCAGUCUCAAUAA
Diutina rugosa is the source of this 798-nucleotide messenger RNA. Its product is annotated as 1-(5-phosphoribosyl)-5- ((5-phosphoribosylamino)methylideneamino)imidazole-4-carboxamide isomerase. Gene Ontology annotation, molecular function: 1-(5-phosphoribosyl)-5-[(5-phosphoribosylamino)methylideneamino]imidazole-4-carboxamide isomerase activity. Gene Ontology annotation, biological process: L-histidine biosynthetic process; L-tryptophan biosynthetic process. Bases 1 to 798 code for a protein of 265 amino acids. The transcript has a single exon. Gene Ontology annotation, cellular component: cytoplasm. The record is from RefSeq and is a predicted model, not a curated record. NCBI's taxonomy places the organism in Eukaryota, Fungi, Ascomycota, Pichiomycetes, Serinales, Debaryomycetaceae.